Messenger RNA from Papilio polytes (common Mormon), 755 nucleotides. RefSeq names its product cell division cycle 7-related protein kinase-like (gene Cdc7). NCBI's taxonomy places the organism in Eukaryota, Metazoa, Arthropoda, Insecta, Lepidoptera, Papilionidae. The transcript is spliced from 5 exons. Gene Ontology annotation, cellular component: nucleus. Bases 120 to 755 code for a protein of 211 amino acids. The record is from RefSeq and is a predicted model, not a curated record. Gene Ontology annotation, biological process: mitotic DNA damage checkpoint signaling; protein phosphorylation. Gene Ontology annotation, molecular function: ATP binding; protein serine/threonine kinase activity.
UGAUUGUUUUCAUUUUUAUAGUUUUUGAAUAAUGGUUAAGAUUAUUUAUAUUUCAUAAGUUAAAAAAAAAACGUAUCUUUUUGUUUAAAACUGAAACAUGAAACUGUUUUGGCCUAAUAAUGUCUAGAAUAAGAGGAAUUGAGACAAAACCUCGGUUACAGAAAGACGUGUUACAAAAUCAACAAUGGCUUAAAAAUGGUUUCACUAAUGCCGUUAGAAAGAAAAGCGAAGAAGAAUCCUUUGAUAGAGACGAUGCGGAGAAGCAACAGAUAGAUGAAUUGCUGCAUAAGCUUCCAGCUUUGGACCAGAUAUUUGAAGUCCACCGAAAGAUUGGGGAAGGGACAUUCAGCUCAGUGUACCUAGGCUCCCUGCGGCGGCACUGCGCGCUGCCGGCCGCCGACCGCCGUUGGUUUGCAAUCAAGCACCUAGUGCCGACUGCGCAUCCUGCUCGCAUUGAGCAUGAGUUGAGAUGCCUACAAGAUAUUGGGGGAAAGCACAAUGUGAUAGGAGUGGAUCUCUGCCUGCGUCACCUUGACACCAUAGUGUUCAUUAUGCCUUACAUACCUCACAGGAAGUUCUCGGAGUAUGUGGGGGAGAUGGACUGGGGGGAGCUGCAGCGCUACAUGCGCGCGCUACUGGAGGCGCUCUUGCCGCGGGCCGGCUGCGGCUGCGGGGAGCGGGGAGGGGGAGGGCAAGAUUGUGCUCAUGUCUCCACUGCCAUUGGAAACUGCCAUAUGCGGUCAAGACAACUGUAA